CAGUAAAUAAUCAGAAAUGGCAAAGAAACUACAUUAUUUCAAUGUGAACGGUCUCGCUGAGGCGAUAAGGUACAUUUUACAUUACACGAAACAGGAGUUCGAGGAUAUCAGACACGAUCUUGCAACUUGGCCUGAUGAAGAAUUUAAGAAAGCUCUCCCUUUCGGCCAGCUGCCCAUAUAUUUGGAAGGUGACAAGGUUCUCAACCAGUCGCUUGCUAUUACUAAGUAUGUAGCGAGGGACAGCGACCUGAUACCAGCUGAUCACUGGCAGCAAGCCGUCCUUGAUAGUACGGUCUACAAUAUCUAUGACUUCGUAAAAAGUCUCGUACAAUACAACCAGGAAAAAGAUGAAACCAAGAAACAGGCUAUCAAAAAAGUUAUCGUUGAAGAAACCGUUGACUUUUACUUCUCAAGAUUCGAAAAGCACUUGGCAGAGAAUGGUGGAUUCUUCAUUGGAAAGUUAUCUUGGGCUGAGUUUGUUCUAGUCGGUGUAAUUGAAGCAUUCAAUCUUUUCGUGAACAUUGAAAUUGAAAAGAACUAUCCCUCUGUGAAAAAACUGGUUGAGAAGAUCACUCAUCUGCCCGGAGUUAAGGAGUACAUUGCUUCUAGAGGACCUUACAAAGCUCCUCAAUUUAGGAAAAAAUCGAAAAUGGCGAAGAAACUACAUUACUUUAAUUUAAUCGCUAUUGCUGAGCCUAUAAGGUACAUUUUGUAUUAUACGAAACAGGAUUUUGAGGAUAUCAGACACAGUUUUGCGAAUUGGCCUGAUCCAGAGGUGAAGAAAAUUCUCCCAUUCGGCCAGUUCCCAUUAUACGAGGAAGGUGACAAGACCCUUAACCAAUCGCUGGCUAUAGCCAAGUAUGUGGCGAGGGACAGCGACCUGAUACCAGCUGACCCGUGGCAGCAAGCCAUCCUCGACAGUACUGCCUUCAACAUCUACGACUACUGGAAAUGUAUUUUGAAUUACCUCCACGAAAAGGACCCAGCAAAGAAAGCGGCUCUCAGAAAAGUGAUUGAAGAAGAAACAAUUGACUUCUACUUCUCAAGGUUCGAAAAACAUUUAAAAGAGAAUGGUGGAUUCUUCAUUGGAAAGUUAUCUUGGGUGGAGUUUGUUCUAUGCGCUCUCAUUGAAGGAAGUGAUGUUUUCCUUGGAUUAGAAGUUGAAAAGAACUAUCCAUUCGUAAAGGCAUUGGUUGAGAAGGUUAAGAAUCUGCCGGGAGUGAAGGAGUAUAUUGCUUCAAGAGUAUGUGAUAAAAUCAAUUUGUAAAGGAUAAAUAAUAUGACAGGAUAAAUAUUCA
Molecule: messenger RNA, 1298 nt
Organism: Trichoplusia ni (cabbage looper)
Lineage: Eukaryota; Metazoa; Arthropoda; Insecta; Lepidoptera; Noctuidae
Exons: 8
Coding region: 17-1267 (416 amino acids)
Biological process (GO): glutathione metabolic process
Molecular function (GO): glutathione transferase activity
Source: RefSeq, a predicted model, not a curated record